Molecule: messenger RNA, 1980 nt
Organism: Cylindrotheca closterium
Lineage: Eukaryota; Bacillariophyta; Bacillariophyceae; Bacillariales; Bacillariaceae
Source: the annotation of a GenBank genome assembly
AUGGGUCGAAAGUACAAGGAGAGCUGCAAUAAGAAUGGUGCAAACCUACCACCAAAUUUGAACAACGCACAAACCUCAUGUGCACCCAGUAGAUCCGAUGGCAAAGAAAUUGGAAAAGAGAUGAAUGUUGCCGAGGCGAUUCACAGCGAAGGAUCAAAACAGCAGCAAGAGAAAGAAGAAUCAGAUCGCCCCGGAAAUUUACUGCAGGCUGAAGUCGCACCGGAUAUCAAUGCAGUAGUUCAAGAUGCGGUUCAACGAGCCGUGCGAGAGGCCAUGUCUUCGAAUCAUCAUCAUCAUUCAGCACGACAGACAUUUCCUCAGCAACCACUCGCAACAGUAGUUUCAUCCAGCAGUAACAUUCAUGACAAAGAUAAUGAAGAAAAUGACGGGAACGAUCUUUUCAGAGGCAAACUUUGGAUCUUGGUUGCAAUUGUGGUGGUGGUGGCCAUGGCUGUUGGAAUUGGAGUUGCUGCUAGUCGUGACGAUGAUGAUGAUGUUUCGUCGCAGAUGGCCGCUAGGAUGCCAUCCAUGGCUCCAAGCGACAUGGCAUCUGCGAUGAGACUGAUGUCUCUCAUCUAUCCUGGUCAGGAGAUGGAGGAUCUUUCACCAGCAGCAUACAAUGCCAUUCAAUGGACUGCAAUAGAGGAUGAUUUUGUGCUCAACACAAUGGUGGUUACGAGUGAGCUGCUGGAACGACACGCUCUUGUCACCAUGUACUACAAUCUGCGUGGUGAAGGCUGGGUCUUUGAUUCAUCAGACAACUGGCUGACGAGUACAUCUCACUGUGACUGGGAAUUUGUUGAAUGUGACGAGAAUGGUUCUGUCAUUAGUUUGAACUUUCGGUCCAAAGGACUCCAAGGUAGUUUACCGGCAGAAAUUGGGAAUCUUAGUAACUUGAUAGAGUUACACCUUGUGGGAAAUCGAUUGACAGGGUCGUUGCCCACCCCAAGCUUCGGGCAACUCACAAAGCUUCGUUCACUCUUUUUGGACGAUAACCGAAUGAAAGGAUCGUUACCGAGCCAUCUUGGCUUGCUCGCAGACUUGGAGCAUGCAACGUUCAAUAAUAAUUUGUUCACUGGUCAAAUACCAACUGCCAUUGGCCGGUGGACCUCCAUUCGAUCACUUGAUCUCUCGGCAAACAGCUUUGCUGGAUCCAGCAUACCCACUGAAAUUGGGAACAUGCACCUUCUCGAAUCAUUGGACAUUGCGGGAAACCAACUUUCCUCGGCAAUACCGAGCUUUUUGGGGACAGCUACGAGUCUCACUAGACCAAGUCUCUCGGACAAUUUUCUAAGUUCGACAAUACCGACAGAAGUGUUCUCACUCACCGGAUUGUUGAAUAUGAAUUUGCAUAACAACUCCUAUUUGAUUGGACCUGUUCCCUCGGAAAUUGGUGCUCUGACACAAUUGAUAACCUUGGUAUUGAGUGAAAAUCGUCUGGAUUUCCUUCCAUCAGAGAUUGGAAGUUGCAGUGCACUUGAAUUUGUAUAUGCACACAGCAAUCGAUUCGGCAAGACGAUACCGACGGAGGUUGGGAAUCUAGUGAAUUUGAAUCAGUUGGGACUCGACAGAAAUGCUUUCACUGGAACCAUCCCCAGCGAAAUUGGUGCUAUAGAAGGCCUUUCGAUGCUUUACCUAAAUGACAAUCGGAUUAGCCAUGCCAUACCCAGUGAAUUUGGACGGCUAUCAAACUUGCUAAAGUUGCAGUUGAGUUCGAAUCGACUGACGUCAACGAUCCCAGCCGAGCUAUCGAAUCUCAAGCUCGUAAGAAAUGUCGACCUGACUGACAAUAUUUUGACUGGGAGUGUGCCGUCAUCUUUGAAUAUGUUGGGACGGCGUAUCUCGGGGUUUUACCUCUCUUCGAACAACUUUACAGGUGGAUUGGAAAACUUGCUGUGUGACUCUACAAGCCUUAAAAACUUCGAAGCGGACUGUGACCUUGUCUGUAACUGCUGUACUACAAGUGUUGGAAGUUGCUGA